Molecule: messenger RNA, 1531 nt
Organism: Anopheles merus
Lineage: Eukaryota; Metazoa; Arthropoda; Insecta; Diptera; Culicidae
Gene: TwdlE
Product: leucine-rich repeat extensin-like protein 2
Exons: 4
Coding region: 254-913 (219 amino acids)
Source: RefSeq, a predicted model, not a curated record
CCCUUCUGCCAGCGCACAUCGGAGGGAUGUUUUGGGAGUGCCCGUGAUUUGCACGGAUCGUAGCUGAGUGCAAACAACUACUGCUGCGGUACUAAAGUGUACUAGUGCGUGUGAAUCUGUGCUGUGAAGAAAUUGGACUCCUUUUUGGAGGAGCAAGAAACAAACAAACAAACACUCCCUUAAGAACUGGAAAGACCGACCGGGGUGGGCCUGAUAUUCUCUGAAGAUUGCUUGCUUGUGCAGUUGCUACAAUAUGGCGCACGUAGUGACAGUGAUGUGUUUUAUGUUUAUGCAACUGGGCAAUCUUGCCGCCCGUCCCGAACCGCCCGUGCUCGGUCCGUCGCCCGGUUCGCACGACACGGGUCCGGGAGGGAGCUCCCUCGGCUACAGCUACGGGCCGCCGGCGCCGCCCUCCCCAUCCAUCACGAUCAACAGCUACGGGUCGGCCACGUCCGAGUACGGACCGCCGACGCAGGCACCCAUCAUACACAAGCACGUGUACGUGCACGUACCACCGCCGGAGCCGGAAUACGUAACGACCAGAAAACCGAUCGUUGUGCCACCGCCCCAGAAGCACUACAAAAUUGUCUUCAUCAAGGCGCCGUCGCCCCCGACUCAGGCCCCGCCGGUGCUGCCCCCGAUCCAGCAGAACGAGGAGAAAACGCUCGUGUACGUGCUGGUGAAGAAGCAGGACGAGCCGGAAGAGAUCGUCAUACCGACGGUUGCGCCAACGCCCCCCUCCAAGCCGGAAGUGUACUUCAUCCGUUACAAAACCCAGAGAUCAUCGGCCGAGCACGGGAGUAAUGGCGGUGGACCAUAUCCGGAGAGCGGCGCGCCAACGCCUCCGACCGAGUACGGGCCACCGCCAGUGCCGAGCCAAAGCCCCAGCAACAGCUACGGUGUACCGCUAUAGGUACAUCCUGGGCGAGUACCUCUACCACAAGUAUCUCAAGCUGUACGGUUUGCCGCCGGAAGCGGCGGACGACCACUGUUUGGGCUUGCUUUCGGACUGAAUCGGUGAUUGAAGCGCAAAACACGUGCGACGGCGCAGCUGAAUUUAUGUUAUGUUCAAUAUCUCUAUAUUUCUUCAUUCACUCUAUCUCUGUCCCGCGAUCGUUUCCCACCAAACCAUUCCCUCUCGCUCUGCCACGUCGUCGUCGUCACAGGUGUACUUAAAUAGUGGUGUAACGCAACGAAAGAGAAAACAAAAUGAAACGUAAAAACAAAACAAAAAUACAAGUGCACUAUAACAUGUGCUCUGCCACCUGGGUUCAAAGCAUUCGGCUUGUGUGUCGCACACCAUCGGUCUGCUGGAGAGCUUGAGGUCAACCCCAGCGCCGGCAGCAUCCCGCAAGCCGUAACGCAAGCGCGCGCGAGAUAGAGAGAGAGCGCGAGCGAGUGAGCGAGCGAGCGAGUAAUCGUCAGGGAAGCGAUCGAGUGCGGCGCGUGCACGAUCGUGCAGGAAUAGAGAUGGAAACGUUUGAACCUGUCGUUUGAAUAGAGAGGAGGGGAACGAGGAGGGAGAUAAUAA